AUGAAAUUAAAUAUUGCCACUGCUACUUUAAUCUUAGCUUCAAUUUCAUCAAUUGCUGCUGCUCCAGUGCUUGAAGAUGUAAAAAUUACUGAAUUAACAGUCAGAGAAGUUGAAUCAAUGAACAAUGCUUUAGCACAUUUAAAUCAUUUCAAUCAAAAAAGAGAAUUAAUCUCAUCUGAAGAAUUACAAAUAAGAGAAAAUGAAAUUGUUACUGAUAUAUUAGAAUUAGUCAAAAAUACUAAUUUAGCUCCAUCAGUUAUCAAAUAUUUCAUUGAUGAUCCAACCUUAAGUCGUAUUGCUACUGAUGUCAUUGUUACAGCUAUUAAAGAUGGUUGGAUUAACUUAUCAACAUUAUUAAAAUCAUUAAAUGAUUCAGGUUUAGCUGUAUCUGUUAUACAGGAUUUAAUCAAUGAUUGUCAAUUCUAUGCUGAAAUUUUCAAAUUAGUUGAACAAGCUAUUGUUAACUUACCACAAGAAAUUGGUAACUUGUUAGGUUUAAACUCACAAGUUGUUAGUCAAAAAGUUACUGCUGCAACAACCAAUGCUAAAAGAGAAUUAAUGGUUGAAUCAGAACCAGUUCAAAUCUUAUCAAGAGAUGAUAGUUCAACAUUAACAUCAUUAAUGGAAUCAUUAAAAAAUUCAGGUUUAGCUAAUCAAGUUGUUGAAGCUUUGGUUAUUGAUGAUCAAUUCUAUACAUGGGGUGCUGAUUUAAUUAAACAAUUAUUUGAAAAGAAUGCUAUUUCAUUAAGUUCAUUAUUAGAAGCUUUAAUUGAUUCAGGUUUAGUUCCAAGUAUUAUUGAAGCUUUCUUAAACUUUGAUACAUUAAAAUCAGUCAUUGUUAAUGCGUUAGCUGCCGCAUUUGGUAAUUGUAAAGAUACAAAACCUACUACUACAUUAAAAUCUACAACUGCUGGUUCUGCUACUCCAACUGUUCCAAUUCCAACUGGUACAACUGCUCCAUCAGUUUCAGGCUCAACUCCAACUUCAUCAGAUUCAGUCCCAUCUUCAACUUCAACUGGUAAAAACUGUAAAAGAAAAAGAAGAAACUACUAG
Insectozyma verbasci is the source of this 1053-nucleotide messenger RNA. NCBI's taxonomy places the organism in Eukaryota, Fungi, Ascomycota, Pichiomycetes, Serinales, Debaryomycetaceae. The record is from the annotation of a GenBank genome assembly.